This is a messenger RNA of Aspergillus welwitschiae, 2508 nucleotides long. Its product is annotated as glycoside hydrolase. Gene Ontology annotation, molecular function: hydrolase activity, hydrolyzing O-glycosyl compounds; chitin binding. The transcript is spliced from 4 exons. The record is from RefSeq and is a predicted model, not a curated record. Gene Ontology annotation, biological process: carbohydrate metabolic process. Lineage: Eukaryota; Fungi; Ascomycota; Eurotiomycetes; Eurotiales; Aspergillaceae. The coding region runs from base 1 to 2508 and encodes 835 amino acids.
AUGGGCAUGAGGUGUGAACGAAAACAGAAUGAAUUCAACAAUGACCUUGACGGUGUCGACAUUGACUGGGAAUAUCCAGGGGCACCUGACCUCCCUGAAAACGACCCUGGCACGGAGGAAGACGGUCCCAACUAUCUUGCAUUUCUUGUCGUCCUCAAAAACCUCUUGCCAGGAAAGUCUGUUUCCAUUGCUGCGCCUGCGUCCUACUGGUACUUGAAGCACUUCCCAAUCAAGGACAUGGCUAAAGUUAUCGACUACAUUUGGGAUGCGCAUAACAGCAAUUCACAGGAGGGCUGUGAUACGGGCAAUUGUCUGCGCAGCCAGGUUAACUUGACGGAAACAAAACAAUCUUUGGCAAUGAUCACCAAGGCAGGUGUCCCCGGGGCAAAGGUCAUUGUCGGUGUGACGAGCUAUGGUCGAUCCUUCAAGAUGGCAGACCCCAAUUGCUGGGGGCCGGAUUGUCUCUACACUGGCGACCGCUUAAACUCUGACGCGAAGAAGGGAGAAUGUACUAACACGGCUGGGUAUCUUGCCGGUGCGGAAAUCGACGAAAUCAUGAAGGAUUCCUCUAGGGUUGUCAAGAGCUAUGUUGACACAACCAGCAAUAGCGAUAUUCUUAUUUAUGAUAACGAUGAGUGGGUCAGCUACAUGAGCGCCGACACGAAAAGGACGCGCACUACCCUCUACAGUGUCUGGGGUUUGGGGGGGACAUCUGACUGGGCCAGUGACCUACAAACCUAUCAUGAUGUCCCCAAGCCGGCAACGAGCUGGGCCAACUUCAUCCAGCUUGCCAAAGCAGGGGAGGACCCCAAGACAGACCAGACGCGUAACGGAAACUGGACCUCGUAUAAUUGCGCUGACGAUAAUGUGGCAAAUCUAUUUGAUUUCACACCCUCACAACGUUGGAAGAAUAUGGACACCGAUACGGCGUGGGAUGACAUUAUCCGAAUUUGGAAUGAAACCGAUCGCGAACGCAAUCUCACCUUCAUGCAAUCUGUUGAAAGUACAACCCACUUUAAGAGUCAGGCUUGUGGUGAAAUACAGUCAGGGAGCUGCAGUUCCAUUGGUUGCGAAGACGGUGCAAAUGGCAACCACUCUGGUCCCGCAGCCUUUUUGAUCUUGUACUCAAUGGCCGAAAUUCACGGGAUGUACAAGAGAUACUACGACGGCUUAUUCAACUCUCUCAGUAUUGUCGGUACGGCCCUCGAUGAUAUGGAAAACAAAUUUGCGCCUAUCCCACCAGAAGAAGACAACACCUGGCUCAAUAUCCUUAUUGACAUGAUCACGCUCGGCGCCCUUGGCACUGCCGGGCCGCUGUUCAACACAAUGUUGAAGAACCACGCUUGGUUUGCUGGCAGCGCCCUGGACAACGCAAAGGACACCACCAUGACCCUCUUAGGACAAGGUACAACUACCGCCAAAGACGUACUACCUCCGGGUGAUAAGGCCAAAUGGACGCCGGAGGGACAAGAUGAAUUUUCUGCCUAUCUGGGGCAAGUUGUGUAUGGCUGGUCCAAUAUCACAUCCCAGGCGCUUGAUGACCUCUUCAGUGGAACCAACGAGAGCAUGAACGCCCUCUGGGAACUAAUUGCCAAUAUUAAUAAGUGCGUCAUCGGCUUUGCCCUGCCCGCAUUGUGGCGCCAAGCUGGAUCUUACACUUUUAUCCUCGACUCCGGUCAGUCUUGCGACGAUAACCCGAACAUCGGCGAGUACCUUGAGGAUGAUACGAUAGACGCCACGGGUGUCUGCGUUGACAAUCGGCAAUACUACCUCGUAUAUCCGGACGGCGAUGCCACCGACUGCACUUGCAAGAUUAUCAAUGAUUCCGGCCCCUGCCAAACAGUCUGCAAAGACAACAAAUUCUCCGCGCCCAAUGGAAUCCAGUACAUUUCCGGCGAGAAUAGCUACUACGGCAUCACGGCCAACGAUCUGGUCAAGGGCUCUGUCCGCACCUGGAUUGCUAACGGGAGGGAAAACGGCGCCCGCAUAGCAGACCCAACCAACCACGGCACCAUGUCCGACCUUAUUGAUGUGGAUGUUACAACCCCCGGCUUCAUGCGGAUUCCUGUCUGCAGCCCCGCCCGCGCCUUUCAAUCCUGGGACACGGCCGACAAGAACUCGAGCCCGAACUGGCCCUGCGAUAUCCCGCCUGGUAAGGACGAGUGCGGGGACUCGACCUUUGUCGACCAGACUAGCGAUGCAUCACCAAAGGUUGAAGACUGUCGCCAGAUCAUCAAGAACAUAGAGGGUGAUGCAACCACUGCUUGGACCACCCAAGUUGUAGGCCAUAACCAGCGCGAGAUUGCCAGUCAUGCAAGCUGUCAUUUUGGCGUCGAGGCUACCAAGACCAACGGCAAUGUCAACUUCAAGGUCGGCGGGCAGGAUGUCAUUGAUAUUAUCAACGAUGCUAUCGCCAAAUUUGCUAGGGAUGGGCUGGUCGGCGCAAAGGGUAACAUGGAUUGCAACGGUAAUGUUAAGAGUGAACCGGUGCUCUGGGGGAUUUACUAG